Messenger RNA from Theileria parva strain Muguga, 1404 nucleotides. RefSeq names its product mRNA capping enzyme catalytic domain protein. NCBI's taxonomy places the organism in Eukaryota, Apicomplexa, Aconoidasida, Piroplasmida, Theileriidae. The record is from RefSeq and is a predicted model, not a curated record. Gene Ontology annotation, cellular component: cytoplasm; nucleus. The coding region runs from base 219 to 1382 and encodes 387 amino acids. The transcript has 5 exons. Gene Ontology annotation, biological process: snRNA import into nucleus.
UUACAUUUAUAAGGGAUUUCUUGAUCAUUUAUUUAUAAUUUUUGUACCAUAUCUGUUUUUUCACAUUUUUAUUACUUUUUAUUUUUUAAAAUUAAUUUUAACAUUUUUAGUAUCAAUUUUUCAACGACGUUGUUUAACACAUUUUUUAUUUCCUUCUAAAUUCCUCACUUUAUUACUUAUAAAUAUGGUUAUAAUUUGAUAUUAUACUUGGUUAUAAUAUGGAGGAGAAAAAGCGGGCUAGAAUAAGUUCAUUGGAAGACUUGAAGUUAGAGUUUGUCGAGAAACGCCGUAAAAAAUAUUUGCAAGAUUUGGAGUUCUUCUCCACUUUUACCCAAACUGAUGAAAUUACCUUUUCUAACCAUCUACCUACCACUUUCAACGAUCAAUCUGAACCGUUAAAUGAUGAUAUUGUUCAGUUUAAUAAUAUUACUGAGUUAAAUGAUAAUAUAAAGAAGUUAGGUGAGCCUUUAGAAUUGAAUCAAUUAUUGAGGUUAUCUGGUGGAAUCAGUGAAAUAUUGGUAUUUCCUGAGUUUAUAACUUGUUUGGAUAGUUUGAUUAACGAAGAGAUUAAUCAGAUAAGGGGCAGUAUGUUCUUUGUAAGACCGGAGGGUUCAAGGGUGUUGAUACACAUUAACAACCACACAGCCUCAGUACACAAUAAACAAAAUUACGUUAAGCAUGUUUUUAGUACUGAUAUAAAGGGUCCAACGAUCUUAGACUGUGUUAUUCCAACCCCGUUUGUCAGUAAAUUGCCGAAUAUCAUGGACAAAAACGCUGAUAACCCAGAUGUAACGAUUGUAUACUAUGUAAUUGAUAUAUUAAUGCUUAAUGGUCAUAUAUUAACCACUUCAGAUUUGGAAUGUAGAUUAUUCUUCCUAGCCUCAAUAUUGGAUGAAUUGAACACUGAUUCUAAGAUAUUAUUUCAAUUUGUAAAGUAUUCAGAAGUUAAUUUUGAUCAAUUAAACAGCGCAUAUCAAAGUAUAAUAAAUAAGGAAUUCGACUAUGAAACUGAUAGUAUAAUAUUUGUGAAUAAGAAUUCCACUUAUGUAGGAGGUUAUAAUCCCAAUUGGUUAUGUUACAAAGAUUAUAACAUCAAUAAAUAUUGCUUGUGUAACCAAGUAAUUUGUAAAGUAUAUAACAAAUGCGGUAAUCUAUAUACACACGAUAAUGUAUUAAUCGGUAAAUCAAACGAUAAUUUUAAACACAAAAUCCUCAAAAUAUCGAUAGUGGAUGUUGAAGAUUUGAAGAUAACUUAUAAGAUAAUUUCGAAGUCCCAGGGGUACAAAACAACUGACACGCUGAGGAAGAUUUACGUUAAUUUUAUUAACAGAAAGCCUGGAAACGACAACUUCACCAAGUUACUCCAAUCACUUUCAACUUAAUAAUAUUGUACGAUAUAUAUAA